This is a messenger RNA of Kwoniella shivajii, 627 nucleotides long. RefSeq lists its product as uncharacterized. NCBI's taxonomy places the organism in Eukaryota, Fungi, Basidiomycota, Tremellomycetes, Tremellales, Cryptococcaceae. Bases 1 to 627 code for a protein of 208 amino acids. The transcript has 7 exons. The record is from RefSeq and is a predicted model, not a curated record.
AUGACUCGAUCAAGGGAGGUAGAUCGACGUAGGACGUUAUUGAUGAUUUGCGAUUGUCAUGAGAGGUAUCGAGAAGGUACACAUGGUUUCACUCUUAUGGCUCAGAGCAUCAGAAAGAUGGUCAUAGCUUCUAGAAUGGCAACACUUUUGACUGAACAAAACGGAAGUGGUCCAACAGCAAAGGAGAUUCGGAGUGAAUUGACGGGUCCUCAUUUUUUGGGGACAUACGGAAAAGACUGUUUCUCCAUGAUCACAGAUGAAGUUAGACCUCUUCUGAAGAAUUACGAUAAUAUCAUUUUAGUCGGAAUAGAGGCCCAUGUUUGUAUUCUGCAAACCGCCCUCGACCUGCUUGAAGAGGAUCGUUUCCAUAAAAGAGUAUAUAUCCUUGCCGAUUGCAUCUCAGCAUGUCACGAAUUGGAGAUACCCUUGGCAUUGGAUAGGAUGAGAGAUUCAGGUGCUGUGGUGACUACUAGUGAAGCUAUAUUGUUCCAGCUUAUGGGCGACGGUACAAAUUUCGAUGACAAAUUUAUAUCAGAAUUAAUCAAGGAAGAAAGAGAGAACACCGCCAAAGCAUUGGAGACCUUACUGCCUCAUCCUUCAAACACAGCAGCCAUCAAGAAGACUUAG